UUUACUCUGAAUAACAUGGAUGUAACCUCGGAGACUGGUGUCAAGUACUGCACGAUGGUCCUUGAGAUGACAAAUUCGUUGACAGUCGAACACAGCAUGUACGCUUCUAAAGGCAAGGGCAGCACGAACACAGUACCUUCAGAAGCCGAAGCUAGUGAAAAAUUGGCGUUGUAUGUGUACGAAUACCUCCGCCAUGUGGGAGCACCAAAAGCCGCACAGACUUUCUUGAGCGAGAUACGAUGGGAGAAGAACAUAACUCUUGGGGAAGCUCCUGGCUUUUUGCAUGCAUGGUGGAGUGUGUUUUGGGAUCUUUAUUGUGCUGCACCUGAGCGAAGAGAAAGCUGUGACCAUUCAUCUGAGGCCAAAGCAUUCCACGACCUGAAUUCAGGAACGCUACCAUCGCCAAGCUAUGCGCCGGGCCCACCAAAUGACAUGCCGAUGGGUGGAAUGCAGCCGGGAUUUUACCAGCCACCACCGAACACCCGACACCCAAGUUUAUCCCAGUCGCAGACCCCUCCGCACCCACAACCGUCGCCCCUGCCGCAGACACCGGCACAAGCAAUGAUGCACAGUCAGUACAUGCAAGCUCGUUACGGUGGCCCACGUCCGCCAGGUCUUCGAAUGCCAGGCCAGCCCGUGUCAUCAGGAGUUCCUGGGCAAAACAUGAUGCAAAACUCGAUGGAUCCAUCACGUCAGCAGCAAGCACACAGCCCCUACCAAUCACAAUCGAUGAUGAACCCGAUGCAGAGAAUGAACCAUUCCCGGAUACCCGUCCCACCCAACUAUAGCCCUAUGCGACCGAUGCCAAACUCGACAAUGGGUCCAACUGGAAUGCCAAUGGGACCACGUGGCCCAUGGAGUGCAGCAACAACGCCGACAUCAAUGACGCCAGGUCCCCCAGGGACGCCAAUUUUGCCGAGUCCUCAAGAUCCAACGACCCCGUACGGGAUCGUUGGCACGGAUGCUCAAGGAGACUCAAUGAAUGAUGGUAGCGAAUCCAUAGAUGGUAUGCCUGAGGACACAAACGAAUCAGUGGCGAUUCAGCGAAUCAAAGAAUCCAUGAAGGAAGAAGUAAAGAAAUUCGAAUUUGACAAUCAUGUGGGUUCAGGGGAGUAUUUUUGACAGGAAAUCAGGAGAAGGUUUUGAAUCAUAAACUCAACAUGCAUGAAAGGAGUUAACAUACCUGCAGUCGUAUUAUCAAUGGACUACAGUGUUAAAGCAACUAUCAUGGAGCAAUUUAAAAAAUGCUUCGACAGAGGUAACACCGCCAUAGGGACUGGCGUGGGAUUACUUUGUUGGGAUUAACGACGGUUACCAAACCGAGGUAGCCUCAUAAUGAACAAAAUGAUGUUAUUGCUACGUACAGAAAGUCCGUUAGCAUUAAACGCUUUAGGCAUGCUCUUGGGGCCUCCGCUGUUGUGUUAAUCGACUGCUCAUGAACAGAUUUGAUGUAACGAUGUCAAUGUAUCGCUGAAUGUUGACUGACAUUAUGCGGUGUAAUAUACCAAGGGUCAUGGUAGUGUUUGCUGCCACAGAUUUAUAUAUGUCAUGCUUUGGACACUAUCCUGAUGUCCAACGUUUACCUAUAUUUAAAUUAUGCCUUUGUUUCUUUAUCCGAAUUGCAUGCUUAACUUACUUACAUAGUUUCUAAGGAAAGUGAAGCGCUACCAACCAGGUGCUCUAGCCUAAGAAGAUAAGACUGACGUUAAGCUUGUUUAAUGCAGCUUCUCAAUUGAACUCAAUUUGAGCUUAGUCUUCGCUCUAUCGAUCGCGCUGUAAUUGCGUUGCCUGUGGGUUCAGCAGCUUAGUUAUUGAAGAUCGAGAAGGGUAGGCUGGGUUACCAAAUUGCAUAAUCAAUAUCUGACAACAUAGAUUCGAGUUUCCUGCGGCUUAUCCUUCGAGCUAAACAAGAUCACAGUAGAAUUUUAUUUUUCAAAUAAUUUCUAAAAUCCUUGCCUUUUUGUUAAUAUCCUUGUUAACAAUGUUACGCCCACCCAUGAUGCAUUUAGGGCAUAACCACUGUAGUUUAGCGUCAAAGCAGCAAAGCUUCUCUUGUAGUGAACUUAACAAGGGUUUACCUACGGUUGCCCCUCCAAACCACGGUUGAUCUGUACGCAUUGAUUCUAAUAAGUUUUAAUUGCGUCCUCUGUGGUUAUCAUUACAACUUUUAUCACAUAAUAUUUUUAUUACUUUAGUUAAGUUUAUGCGGAUAUAUUUUAUCGAAGAUAAUCGUGGGCUUCUAGGCUGCUGUUUAAAUAGACCAUUUAGUACUUCAUCUGAAUGUUAAAUGGCUCAAAGUUUAAUAGACAAAUUCUGUUCACUCAUUUGUGUCAUAUCCCAAGAUAAUUUCUCAAUAUGGACAACAUGCUGCUUUCGAUUUUAGGCAACCUUUUCAAGGAAAACAACCAUCCUGGCUGAUUGUCUUCUCUUGAUGUCAGCCUACUGAAUAAAUCUUAAACCUUCUUACAGUAUUACUCAAUGUUGAGUUUUGUAACGUAUUAAAAAAUGUUGCAAAUACAAAAGCAGGAUGAAUUACAAAAGGUUGAAUUCCAUGACGUCACGUUAAAUAUGACGCCAGGGGAGGAAAAAUAAAUACAAACGUUUUGUCUCAACAGCCUGCACAUUUCAGGUGGUUUGUUCUCCAUAAAGGUUCUGAAAACGUUUGAGUCAUUUGAGAAAAGAAGCGGGUCUUGUUGAAUUGAAUAUGUUAAUCAUGUUUCGGUUUGGAAACAUUAGCUGACGUACAGCAUUAUGAAAUACGAACAAAAUAUGUUAGAUAAUACUUGUGAAAUUGUUAGAGAAGUAGUAAAUCGCUUGUUUCUUCCUUAAUUUUGUUUGAUAUUUAAAAGGGAGGAAAGGAAAUCAUUGUUAAUGUAGAACUUUAUCAUUAGUAGCAAACUUGGUAUAUGAUUAUGAUUAGUGAAAUUGUAUCUAAAAAUUAGUAGUGUAAGGGCAAUGUAUAUGGAAUUUUUAUCAACAGGACCCAAACGUGA
Molecule: messenger RNA, 2993 nt
Organism: Rhopilema esculentum
Lineage: Eukaryota; Metazoa; Cnidaria; Scyphozoa; Rhizostomeae; Rhizostomatidae
Product: single-stranded DNA-binding protein 3
Biological process (GO): positive regulation of transcription by RNA polymerase II
Cellular component (GO): nucleus
Molecular function (GO): protein binding; single-stranded DNA binding
Source: RefSeq, a predicted model, not a curated record